AUGAAGAACAAUCUUAGCAAUAGCACUAAGCUGAUUCUUCUGCAUCCAUACAUCCAAAAACAAGGAGGGUCCAACCGUCUAUGGCUUCUGGCUUUUGUUUCAUUUCUGACUUUGGCUUUUCUUCUUACACUGAUUUACACCAGAGAAUCCAUCACCACCACCGCUGUCGGCGGCGGUGUCUCCACCUCGGCUACCACCGGAGCAAACAAUCCGUCACUUUCGAAGGCUGUGGUAAGAGCUCUAGUCCACUACGCUUCCAACUCAAACAACACUGAGCAUAUGUCGUACACGGAUAUCAAACAAAUCUCCGACAUUCUCCGGCAGUGUUCACACCCCUGUAAUUUCCUGGUUUUCGGUUUGACCCAUGAAACCCUUCUUUGGAAAGCCCUAAACCCUAAUGGCAGAACCGUUUUCAUCGAUGAAAAUCGGUAUUACGCUGCAUACAUCGAGGAAAAGUAUCCAGAAAUUGAAGCCUACGACGUGCAGUACUCAACCAAAAUAAGCGAAGUGAAAGAGCUAAUUUCAUCAGUUAAAGAACAGGUGCAGAAUGAGUGCAGGCCAGUGCAAAAUCUUCUGUUUUCAGAAUGCAAGCUGGGAUUGAAUGAUCUUCCGAACCAGUUAUAUGAGGUGGAUUGGAAUAUCAUAUUGGUGGACGGCCCACGUGGGUAUUGGCCCGAAGCGCCUGGUCGGAUGGCUGCCAUUUUCACCGCCGGCGUACUUGCCCGGAGCAAAAAGGCCGGAGCCAGUCCUAAAACACAUAUUUUCGUGCAUGAUUUCAAUAUGAAGGUGGAUAGAAUUACAAGUGAUGAAUUUUUGUGCAAAGAAAAUUUGGUGAAAUCUAAAGACAUGCUUGGGCAUUUCAUCCUGGAUAGAAUGGAUAGUAGCAGUACUCAGUUCUGUCGCAGCCAUUCAUCAUCGUCUUCAUCAGCUUAA
Fraxinus pennsylvanica is the source of this 933-nucleotide messenger RNA. Lineage: Eukaryota; Viridiplantae; Streptophyta; Magnoliopsida; Lamiales; Oleaceae. The record is from the annotation of a GenBank genome assembly.